GGAAGUUGGGCGGUACUGCUGUUUUGCUGUCGAGUCACCUCUGUCAGGAUGGAGGCAAACGAACUGUUAUCAUGCUGAAAAACGAAGGAUCCUGACAACCGAGCAUCGUCUACCCGGAUAGUUAGAAAUAAACCAGCGUCAAUCUUCUCCACUAUUGUACCUUUUCUAUAAACGCUUUGUUAAAAUGAUGGAAGAAAUCGACCGGUUCCAAGUACCCCCAGUCAACGGAGAGACGCAGCCUUUGGUGCUGUGAGCCCAAAAGAUCGCGUGAACAGGAGCUCCGUCCACAUCGAUACUGCAGACUGCAACCCUCAGGAUGGCUAGCCCAAGCAGGCCCAUAGACCCCGCAGCAUCCUCCAGCUCGGAGGCUGACGCUGACGCCAAGGGAGAGACCGUGGCCAUGAACUACAAGCCCUCACCACUGCAAGUCCAAAUAGAGAAACAGAGGGACCAUGCCAGGAAGGGAUCAGUGAAGAAUGGCACCGUGGGAAGUCCUGUCAAUCAACAACCCAAGAAGAAUGCUAGGACAAGGUUGGUGGUUCCAAACAAAGGCUACUCGUCUUUGGACCAGAGCCCAGAUGAGAAGCCCCUGGUGGCACUGGACACUGACAGUGAUGAUGACUUUGACAUGUCCAGAUACUCCUCAUCAGGAUACUCCUCAGCCGAGGUGAGAUGUCUGAGGGACCAGCAGAUCAACCAGGACCUGAACAUCCAGCUCCUGAAGGACGGGUACCGGCUCGACGAGAUCCCCGAUGACGAGGACCUGGAUCUGAUCCCCCCAAAAGCCGUCAACCCCACCUGCAUGUGCUGUCAAGCUGCUCCCUCCACAGCUUGUCAAAUCCAAUAGCGCCCCCCCCCCCCCUCAACCCCCAUCCCCUUCCCGCCUGCCACCUGCACUGAGGCUCAACUGGCAGUGGCACUAAGGGAAAACAACGGUCAGAAAUGAUAAGUUAGGAGAUGGAGAAAGGUGAAGUCGUGGGAGAUGUACAGUACCCGUGCACGCUCCUCCUAUGGUAGGACCUGUGCAUCUUACUUCUGCGCUGUUGCUUCGGCGAGGACUCGACUGAUCGCAGAAACAUUGCCCCUGAGGGAAACGUGUCUUCGUUACAUCUCAUGCUUGUGGAUAUUUUGGUUUACGGGGACCCUGAGGGAAGAACAGCGCGUCAGUUGGAGGAUCCAAAAUGGUGAUGAGGUGACAUUACCGUGACAGCGCAUCAUCAAUGGAGUCCACUUCUGCUACUGGUGUGUCAUUGAAAGUGUCAAAACGAAAGACAGGAGGAGAUUGGAAGCGUUGUUGUGGCCAUUGUUUUUUCUUUGUCUUUCUCAUUUCUCUUUCAGCCAGUCUGCUUUGUCUUCCUGUGUGUAAAUACGUGUCAGCCAUGAAAAUGACAUGAGUGUGUCUUAUUUCGUCCUAGGGAGUAGUGCUUAAACCAUCAAGCUGCUGGUGAAACACUAAUGCUCACAUUUAUGACACAAUGGGAGUAAUCCCAGAUUUUAGUUUGUCUGUUCCACAACAGUUGUUCAGUUUAAAACUAAAAAAACAAAACAGUUUUGCAUGUUGCCUGUGAACACGGCGUCCUACUAACCGGCUCGUGCAGAUGAUUUAUCAGUCUUUGUCAACUUCUCAACGCACCCUCGUGCUGAAGAGACAAUAUGCGCGGCGUGCUUUUGAAAAAACAUGGACCCACUAGUAUUUCGGUCCAUCCACAAGCGGCUCACGAGUUACUGCUUACUUCCUUUUGAGGAGUGGGUGUGUAAGAGGAACACAGCGGCCGUCACCACCGGGGAAUGUGGUUACAAAAAAAUAAAAAUAACAAUAGUUAGAGGGUUAGAAAAUGAGCAAAUACAUAGAAGCUUUGGCUGUACCUGUGUUAUGGUUUCUCAAGAAUGUCCUUAAAGUAGUUCCACAUCACUCGGAUGGAAAUAAAAAAGAUUUUUUUUUUUUGUACAUCUGUGCAUAUUCCCCCUUCACUUAUAUUAUGAGCUGUUUGAUUUGGGGACCGUGUAUGUAGCACCGGACACAGCUGUGUAUUGUCGAUGCUUUAUGCCAAUGGAUGUUUUCCACUGAUGUUGAGUAGGAAGUUAUUUGUAAUGUUUACAUCACACCACGUUAGAUCUACAGAUGAUAAAAGUCACUUGCAUGAGAAUCUGUUUUAAAACAAAUGACACAGAACAAUAGACCCCAAAAAACACAAAAUGCACAUGUUACACCUAAAAAUAUAUUUUCUAAUAAUAAUAACUAAAACAUAGAUAGACAUGAAUCUUUUAGAGCUCUGUUUGUUUAGUGUGUGUGUGGAGAAUUCCAGAUCUGAAAGCAGAGGAAAAAAAGGAAGCAUUUUUCAAUUAAUUUCAGUUUGUGAAUCGAGAGUAAAGAAGCUACUUGGAAAGGGAAACAAGAAAGACUCAUUCAAUCUAUUUACCUGUAAGAGGGCCUCUCCUUCCUGUCACCACCUGGUUAAACUGCCCCAACGCUUCCACAGCAUUUGAGUUACAAAAGAAAACAAGCAUUAAAACAAGUUCCAGGUGCCAUGUGUGUAGAUGAUAAAAUGACUUUAUUAAGUAGAAAAAUACCAGAAUAGAAGAGUAGGUCAAGUAUUAUGUCACUUAUGCAGCUACUAGCUGAGGUGUGUGUUUGACCAGUGGUUGUUUGCACUUCACAUUAACAUGUAGGGACUGACUGUAAAUGACUAUGGUGCUGAUAUUUUCUGUCUCUCAUUAACGUCAUCCAUAUAGACUCACACACGGGCCGUGGCGGGCGUGCGUGUGUGUGUGCGAGCGCCAUUGUCGUCUCACUUGGGUUGUAGCUUCACUAAUCUAUUGAUUUCACAGUGUCAAUCGAUGCGUUGUAACAAAAGCUAUUUAUUUGAAGUUAUGUGACUUUUAAGUUAUUUUUUAAGAUGGGAUAUAUUCAUGUGCAGACAUUUUUUUUAUUUAAUUUUUUGUCACGUGUUAUGAUGAUUGUGAACUGGUUCCAUUUAGAUUUUAACAGUGUCAAAGUUCUGUGUAUAGUGCAACAUAUCGAAAAAUAAAUAUUGGAUAUCUGAAGUGUGA
Gasterosteus aculeatus aculeatus (three-spined stickleback) is the source of this 3051-nucleotide messenger RNA. RefSeq names its product family with sequence similarity 219 member Aa (gene fam219aa). The record is from RefSeq and is a predicted model, not a curated record. NCBI's taxonomy places the organism in Eukaryota, Metazoa, Chordata, Actinopteri, Perciformes, Gasterosteidae.